GCUUCUGCUAAUGCGAUUGCAAUUUCUAUUUCAUUUUUAUAAUAACUUGAUCUCUCGUCAAGUUUUUAUAGUAUUAAGUUCAACAAUAAAUUUUUUUAUAGAUAAACUGUAGAAAUAUUUUUUUUUAAUAUGCCAGAUUUACAAAAAUUUGAAGACCACCGUAGAUCGAUUCCAAAACGAAAUGCUAUACCUAUCCAUUAUGUAAGGGGCACUCAUUAUGAAGUUGGUUACAGCAUGGGUAGAACAUUUGGACAAAUGAUUAAAGAGUUUAUUAAAGAUUACACACCAUUACAAGAAGAAAAUUUGAAAUUAUUUAUGGAACCUGAAGGUCAAAUUAUUUAUGAAGAAAGUCUGGAACUAACUAGAAAAUAUUUUCCGCAGUACAUUAUUGAAUUACAAGGAAUUGCUGAUGGAGCACAAGUAUCAUUUGAAGAACUUUUUUUAAUGGCUUUGGAUGAUACUUUGCCUUUAAAUAUGAAUAAGAACUAUGUGGACAAGGGAGCUGUGGGAUGUACAUCGCUUAUCAUAAAUCAACCAGAUGGACAAUACUUAGGACACACGGAGGAUGCAUUAGCUGAAACCGAGGACAACUAUUACAUUAUAGCAGCUCACGUUAUGCCUGGCGAGGAUGAAUUGAAUGGCGUGUUUCAAGCUCGAGAAGAAAAAUUUGAAGCUCUAGCAUAUGCUGGUCACUUACCAGGAUAUGCUAGUGGACAUAAUUUUCAUGGAGUAGUAUUUUCUAUAAAUACGAUAUUUGUAACUAAACCUCUUAGAGGUCGAAUUCCAAGAGAGUUUAUUACCCGCGCUUUACUAUCAUCAAGAGCAGAUAUGUCACAAAUCGUUGAAAUAUUGACUAAUGAGGGUGCAGGUACAGCUGAUGCUUUCAAUGUAAAUGUAGCUUUUGUUAAUGUACCAAAAGAGUCCCGUGUAUUUUACUCUAUUGAAGUUAUUCCAAGCGUCAGUGAAUUUAAGUCACAAGUGUAUCCAGUAGAGUUUAUACCAGGAAAUAAUUCAUUACACGCAAACAGAUUACUUCAUCUUAAGUAUCCUGAAAGUAAGGAUAUACGAUCAUACGAGAGCAGUAUAAAUAGAGAAUGUCGAUACCAGCAACUUUCUAAAUGCAAAAUCCCAAGAAAAUUAAAUGAUGUAUUGGAAAUAUUGGGCGAUGAAGAGAAUGGUAUUUUUAGUAUUUUCAGGAAUCAGCCAAACGAACUUGUAAAAACUAUUCAUUUAGGUAAGAAAUAUAAAUAAUACGGUAAAAAUGACUGAAGUUAUAGUAUGCAGAGUGUUUAGGAAACAGGGUAAUUAUUACUAAUAAUGAAAACAAUAGAAACUCGUUUCCUUACACACUGAACACUCUAAGACUCACUAUAAUUCUGUUAUAUAAAACCAAUGAAGUGUUUAAUAUAAAAAACAAAUGCAUUUAUAAAAAUUUUAACAUUUAUAUUUAAUUAUAUAAUUAUUUAAUGAAAUAUUUUAUUUUGUGUAUCGAUACAAUGUUAGAAAGUCAAUUUUCCUAUAUAAUCAAUAAAACACUUUGUAUAGUUAUAGAUCAUUUUCACUGUACCAUUGUUAGAUUUUUAAUAUUAUUCCUAAGGAGUUCUCCAAAAUUAAUAAGAUUUUGAUAUAAAUAAAGAAUAUGUCAAAAAACAUUCAACGUAACUAAAAAAAUUUCAAUUUUGUAUUUAUUUUGGAAGUAAUUGAGUAGGUUAUAAUAAUCGAAUCACUUGGUUUAUACAGAGUGAUUUAGUAAAACACUGGUUACCUCAGGAGAUAUUGAGAAUUUAAAAAAACAUAACAAUUUUGUACUUUUAAUAUUUUUAUCCGAACCGUUUGCACUUUAGGAUCGUUCAAAGAAUUGGAUAUCAAGUAAAAAUCUUUGAUUUGGUUUUAUAAUACCGGUAGCAGCAUAAUUUUUUUAAAAAACUACAACAUAUUGUUGAUAACUUUCAUUUAAAGGAUCGUAAAUUUUUAUUGCUAUCUUGUUUAUCAUCUCUAGUCAAUAAAAAAUGGUUUAAGUAAUAACUUGAGAAAAAAUGAAUACUAUCAUAUUAAAACAGUGAUAUAACAAUAGAAUUUUGGUCUGAAAUCACUUAAAUUUAACAUGUCGUAACAUCGUUACAAUUGAACGAUUGAUAGAUCGGGAAAAACACGAUAAGAACAAUAUUGAUUUAAAUUUUUUUUAUCAUACUUUUGAAGAGAUUUUGUUUAA
Daktulosphaira vitifoliae (grape phylloxera) is the source of this 2212-nucleotide messenger RNA. RefSeq lists its product as uncharacterized. The coding region runs from base 130 to 1251 and encodes 373 amino acids. Lineage: Eukaryota; Metazoa; Arthropoda; Insecta; Hemiptera; Phylloxeridae. The transcript is spliced from 6 exons. The record is from RefSeq and is a predicted model, not a curated record.